This is a messenger RNA of Aspergillus fischeri NRRL 181, 393 nucleotides long. Its product is annotated as DUF3759 domain-containing protein. The transcript has 3 exons. The record is from RefSeq and is a predicted model, not a curated record. Lineage: Eukaryota; Fungi; Ascomycota; Eurotiomycetes; Eurotiales; Aspergillaceae. The coding region runs from base 1 to 393 and encodes 130 amino acids.
AUGGCUUGGGGCUGGGAGCAAUCCGACGAGGCGCAUCGUGAGGUGUACGGCGAGCGCAGACACGAGAGCAGCCUGUCUCACGAGCUCAUUGCUGGAGCUGCCUCGUUUGCCGGCAUGAAGGCUUGGGAGGACCACCAGCGCCAGGAGGGCAAGCCUGUCAGCCACGCUUUCGCCAAGGAGGCCCUGGCAGGGUUUGUCGGUGCGGAGGUCGAUAAACUCAUCGAAACAAAGGGACUUGAUGAGGCGGAUAAGAUACGCGCUCGUCGUCAUGCUAAGGAAAAUGCUGAACGGAUGUACGAUGAGCACUACGUCGACCGACACGGUGCUCCAGAGUACGACCCAGGUCGCUACCCACCUCACGAGCGCUUCGACCGCCCUGUCGACCGUUGGUAA